Desarmillaria tabescens is the source of this 1716-nucleotide messenger RNA. Its product is annotated as beta-lactamase-like protein. The transcript is spliced from 7 exons. The record is from RefSeq and is a predicted model, not a curated record. Bases 330 to 1703 code for a protein of 457 amino acids. Lineage: Eukaryota; Fungi; Basidiomycota; Agaricomycetes; Agaricales; Physalacriaceae. Gene Ontology annotation, biological process: interstrand cross-link repair; double-strand break repair via nonhomologous end joining. Gene Ontology annotation, molecular function: 5'-3' DNA exonuclease activity; damaged DNA binding.
GCCUCGCGUUCGGACGACCCACGACGCUGCUGCUGUCCUCUGAAGCAGGCCCCUCUUCUGACGUUGACACGGGCGACGUUCUGGACGUUGAUGAAUGGGGUACUGGAGACGACGAACGGGAGUUUCAGGAUGACGACGAAGUGGAAAUCUUGGAGGACGUUACGGAGCAAAGCGCAGUGCUAACCAACCCUGGCGACGCGUCCGCCCGACGUGCGAACGAGGAUUUAGUGCUUACAUGGUAGGAUAUCCAUAGCCACGUCCAGACAUGCCUGAAUGCGAAACCUACGCGUCCACCUCUAGACAAUGGGAGCAACGCGUUUGCAGUGUUAAUGUCUUCACAUAAGGAGAACGAAGCAUGGAAGGAAGCUACGACCAUGGAAGAUCGCACCUUCCGGCCUAAUAACAGCAAUGGCGGUCGAAGGAAAGCGCCCUUUUACAAGGUUUUGCAAGGCAUGCCCAUCGCAGUGGAUGCAUUCAAGUAUGGCCCUAUUCCAGGGGUCACUGCAUACUUUUUAACGCACGCUCACUCGGACCAUUAUACCAACUUGUCGUCCUCUUGGACAAAUGGGCCCAUCUACUGCUCCGAAGGAACCGCAAAUCUUAUAAUGCAUAUGCUCAGGGUGCCUAAGAACUGGGUGCAUCCUCUUCCCAUGGAUAAACCGACUGUCAUCCCCAAUACAGGCGGUGUACAGGUUACCCUCAUUGAAGCGAACCAUUGCCCUGGGUCUUCCCUUUUCUUUUUCGAAGGCAGACAGACUGCCAAUGCUGGAGAUAGCACCUUCAAAUCCGUCUUUGUAGGAAGUUCAAGAGUUUUUCGGUACUUGCACUGUGGCGAUUUUCGCGCAUCGCCAAGACACGUUUUGCAUCCUGCGGUGAAAGGGAAGCGGAUAGAUCAUGUAUAUCUGGAUACAACAUACUUGGAUCCUAAGUAUACAUUUCCUCCCCAGCCUCUGGUUAUCUCGGCGUGUGCUGAGCUUGCAAAGCACAUAGUCAAUGGAUCUGUCGUCAAGGACAAGGGUGCUAGAAUGAAUGGUUGGUUAAAUCCUGCUCCUCCCAAGGAAACAGGGAAGCAGAAAUCAGACCGGAUCCUAAUGGUUGUUGGCACGUACUCCAUUGGCAAGGAACGAAUUGUUAAAGCUAUGGCCCAGGCACUGCAAACCAAGGUGUACUGUGAUGCCCGCAAAGCAGCUAUCCUUCGCUGUCAAUGUGAUCCAGAGCUACAUUCAUUGCUGACUUCAAAUCCCCUUGAUGCCCUUGUCCAUCUCGUUCCUCUUGGUGUCAUAACAUCAGAUCGACUGAAGGAGUACGUUGAACGAUUUAAAGGACAUUUCAGCCGAGCUGUAGGAUUCAGACCUACCGGAUGGACAUACACACCACCUGCCGGGAUGGACUUAAUGCCGUCUGUCUCGACCGUCAUAGCACGCUCGCAGAAGAACUUAUUCACACAUGCCGACCUGGUUCCAGCACGUAAUUCUACCAGUGCGCUGCAGUUAUAUAUGGUCCCAUACUCAGAGCACUCUAGCUUCUCUGAGCUAACGUGUUUUGCCAUGUCAUUUCAAUGGACCAAAAUGAUAGCUACUGUCAAUGUAGGCAGUGAAAACUCUCGGCAGAAGAUGGCAAAAUGGGUGCAGAAAUGGGAAGCGGAGAGGAAGAAAAAGGGGAGUAAUUAUGUGGUAGAUUAUCGGCAGCCGGAUUACUGGUAAAAUAUCAUGUAAU